GAGGGAUAAUAAGCAAAAUUUUACGAAAAGAAAAAGGGGGAUACGAAAUAACCAUAGUGGAUGCAUCGAAUGAACGCCAAGUAAUUGAUAUUAUCCCUCGAGGCCUAGAACUUCUUGUUUCAGAGGACGAAUCCAUUAAACUCGAUCAACCAUUAACGAGUAAUCCUAAUGUGGGUGGAUUUGGUCAAGGGGAUGCGGAAAUA
This is a messenger RNA of Eruca vesicaria subsp. sativa (arugula), 203 nucleotides long. Lineage: Eukaryota; Viridiplantae; Streptophyta; Magnoliopsida; Brassicales; Brassicaceae. The record is from the annotation of a GenBank genome assembly.